GGUGCCGUCAUUCUGGGAGGAUGUCUAGUGAGGAGAGCUACCUUGCCAUUCUGCGCUACCUGACCAACGAGCGGGAGCCCUAUGCCCCGGGCACCGAGGGGAAUGUCAAGCGCAAGAUCCGGAAGGCGGCUGCUUGCUAUGUGGUCAGAGAUGGCAUCCUGUACUACCAGCGCAGGCACCGGGACAAAGAGCGCUUCACCGAACUGGAGGUGGUGCUGCAGCCCGACCGCAGGAAGGGGCUCAUACAAGAGGCGCACAUCGGGGAGGGGGGGCUGCACCUCACCCGGCUCCAGACAUGGCACCUCCUGUCCAAGCGCUACUGGUGGAGAGGCAUUUUGAAAGAGAUGAAAGAUUACAUCAAAAAGUGCAACAAAUGCCAGGAGAAAAUGGACCGAUCACGCUUGACAUAUGACCCCUCUGAAAUGCUGGAGGAGUUUGGACUUGAAGUACAGUUGGAUGAAACAGAUGAUGAAGGCAGCCUUCCGGUGUCUAGUACCUGCGCUGAUCCAAAACCUGCAAAAAAGAAGUCUGUGGCUAAGCAUGAACUGGUCUUUGUUGAUAGUAAAGGCACAGUUAAGCAGUCUUCUUCUAAACAUAGCCAAGCUGUUCUUGAUCAGUUAAACCAGCAGAGACUUGCUAAUCAGUUCUGCGAUGUGACACUACUCAUUGAAGGAGAGGAAUACAAGGCACACAAGUCCGUCCUAGCAGCCAGCAGUGAGUACUUCAGAGAGCUAUUCAUCGAAAAAGGAGCUGUCUCCAGCCACGAAGCCUUUGUUGACUUGUCAGGGUUUUGUAAGUCUAGCUUUCUGCCGUUGCUGGAAUUUGCAUACACCUCAGAACUAGUCUUUGAUUUCUGCAGUAUGGCUGACCUAGCUAUGCUUGCUCGCCACCUCUACAUGCAUGAAGUGCUGGAAAUCUGUGAAUCUAUUCACAAGAAGAUGGAGGAAAAACGGCUAACCUUGUAUCAACAGGGAGAUGUCCAGACUGUCGCUUCAGAAAAGAAUAUGCUUAAUGUCCAUAUACAAGGGCCUACACAAGAAGAUAAGACCACCUCUCCAGUAGUGAUAGAGGGCACCGAUGAGCAACAGAUACUGAGUGAAAACAAUAUGGAAUGUCAGAUUGCAGCACAAACACAUUCAAGUAAUAAUAUAAUUGCCAUUGCUUCACCAGAGAAAACCGUUAUUUCAACACAAGUGUCUGUUCAGCUUACCAGUGACAAUGUUGCAGCUACCUCUGUUGACGGCUCCACAGCAGUAUACAUUUCCAAUAUUUCAAAUGCCCCAUUAGAGCUGCAGUCGGCAGUUUUUGUUCCUGCAGUGAUUGAGGUUGCUUCUGUCCAGCCAGAGUCUCAUCAGAUAGUAGUAGAAUGUCUAGAUGCUCAGCCUUUGUCUCUUAUUAACAAACCUGCUUCUGAGGUGACAGACUGUGACAAUGCAGCUAAAGACUCUGAAGAAGUUUUGAAAGACAACACAUUGCAGACACACAUGGAGUGCCAGGGUUCGCCAUGUGUGGAGGACAUAGAAGGUGAUAUGGACGUUGUAGAAGAAGAUGCAGUGAAAAAUAAAAACACUUUGAAGAGGAAACAUGAUAACAUUCCAAGGUCUCCAAAUUCUCCUGGGGAAGGAAUGAUGUCUGAAGCUGGAAUUCCAGAUAGUGGUGCAAGCACAUCUUCUGAAGGAGAUGCCGGAGCAAGGACAUCAAUUGAAAACACUGCCUUUGCAGCAGCAAGCUCUUCUAUCCAGGACAGUCCCACCUCUUCAGAUGAGGGCCCAUAUAAGUGCAAGUUGAGAGAGCGCUCUAUUGAGGAAGGUGGAUACAUCCAGAUGCACAGAGGAAAAGAAAGAAAGUAUGCAUCUAGAAAGACCAACCAGAAAUCUGCAGUUCAACAGGUUGCCAGAAAACUGGUCGAAAGAGGUAAGAAAAGGAUGUUGCCACCCAAAAAUGAGGUUGUAAAGGAGGAAGAGGAACAUGCGUGUAAAGAAUGUGGAAUGGUGUUUGGACGCAAAUAUGCUUUGAUCAUGCACGGCAUAAAGCACAAUCACAAAGCUAAAGAAUUCAAAUGUCCGCUGUGCAAGAAAGAGUUUCAGUAUAGAGCAUCCUUGCGUGCCCAUCUUAUAAGACAUGCACGUAGAACGGAACCAUCUGUUGUAGAGGUAGAAAGAGAAGUGACCAAAGGAGCCAUCAAGCGACAAUACAUUUGUGAUAUUUGUGGAAGAACCCUUCCUAAAAUGUGCUCUUUGAGAAUGCACAUGCUGAAACAUACUGGUGUCAAGCCACAUGCAUGUCAGAUCUGUGAUAAGGCAUUUACACACAAGCAUGGCUUAAAGAUGCACCAAGCCUUGCAUGAAACGGAGAGGCGGUUUAAAUGUGACAUGUGUGACAAAUCUUUUGUGACCAACCGCAGUCUGCAAGAGCAUGUGAGCACACAUACAGGGGAAACAAAAUAUGUCUGCACAGUGUGUGGCAAAACAUACCACCGAGCAUCUGGGCUCAGUAAGCACCUCAAGAAGCACAGGCCUAAAGCAGACGUUCAGGAAUAUCAUUGCACACAGUGCGAGAGACAUUUUUCUGAAGCUCGGGAUCUGCAGCAGCACAUGAAUAAACACCUUGGUGUCAAGCCAUUUGAGUGUGAGAUUUGUGGGAAGUGCUACAGCUGGAAGAAAGAUUGGUAUUCCCAUGUAAAAUCCCAUUCGGUUACAGAGCCUUUCAGGUGUAAUAUUUGUGGCAAGGAAUUCUUUGAGAAAUCACUUUACAGAAGGCAUGUGAAUAAGGCCACCCAUGGCAAGAAAGGAAGAAUAAAGAGAAACAUUGAACGCGUUUGCACCCACUGCGGUAAAAGUUUUUCACAGCUGAGAGAAUUCAGAAGGCAUGUCAACAAUCAUGAAGGUGUGAAGCCCUUUGAGUGCCUAACGUGCGGAGUGGCAUGGGCAGAUGCCCGUUCUUUGAAGCGUCAUGUAAGAACACAUACAGGGGAACGACCCUAUGUUUGUCCUGUUUGCAAUGAAGCCUACAUUGAUGCCCGCAAUCUACGCAAACACAUGACCAAGUACCAUAACAACUACAUACCCUGCAAAAUUAUGCUGGAGAAAGACAGUCUACAGUUCCACCACCAAGGAACUCAAGUGGAACAUGCAGUCAGCUUUGUGCCAAAUGAACUGGUAGAGGCACAGUCAGAGAUCGUAAGUGAAGACAUGGAAACUGUAUUAGUAGCCGAGAAUGUAGUGGAUUCAGAAGAAGCAAUUACUGCAGAUGACCAGGAAGGUACUGCUGUGUCUUCACUUUCAGACCAAAGCAUCAUGCAGGUGGUAAACUACGUUCUGGCUCAACAGCAGGGGGCUAAACUUGAAGUGACUGAUCAAUUAGAGACUGUGGAAGUGGAAGUUGACCAUGUUUCUGAUGUCCUAUGACAUAGCAGUGUAUAAAAAGAUGUUGUUGUAUAUGCCGUAGCACUUAAUAUUAUCUCCAUGCAAUGAAGUAUGCAACCCAUAAGUGUAUUCAAGACUUUAAUGGUUUGUUUGCGUAUGUUGUGUAUUUGCAGAUAUGUAUGCAGAUAUUCCAGUUUGCAAUGUUAUUCUUAAAGCUAUUCCAUAAUUCCAGUACAAGUUGUAAUAUUUCUUUCAGUAGGAUAGAAUUUGAGCCUCUGUUUGUCAGACAUGAUAAAUUAAAUGUCAAUUACAUUUCUU
Messenger RNA from Nanorana parkeri, 3683 nucleotides. It is a transcript of the gene ZBTB11, whose product is annotated as zinc finger and BTB domain containing 11. The transcript has 11 exons. The coding region runs from base 21 to 3407 and encodes 1128 amino acids. The record is from RefSeq and is a predicted model, not a curated record. Lineage: Eukaryota; Metazoa; Chordata; Amphibia; Anura; Dicroglossidae. Gene Ontology annotation, cellular component: nucleus. Gene Ontology annotation, molecular function: protein binding; DNA-binding transcription factor activity, RNA polymerase II-specific; RNA polymerase II cis-regulatory region sequence-specific DNA binding. Gene Ontology annotation, biological process: regulation of transcription by RNA polymerase II.